This is a messenger RNA of Macroventuria anomochaeta, 1551 nucleotides long. Its product is annotated as putative flavonoid 3-hydroxylase. The record is from RefSeq and is a predicted model, not a curated record. Lineage: Eukaryota; Fungi; Ascomycota; Dothideomycetes; Pleosporales; Didymellaceae. The transcript is spliced from 6 exons. Bases 1 to 1551 code for a protein of 516 amino acids. Gene Ontology annotation, molecular function: oxidoreductase activity, acting on paired donors, with incorporation or reduction of molecular oxygen; iron ion binding; monooxygenase activity.
AUGCAUCCAAUUCUUUACAUUUAUCUCGCCAUCGCUUGCUAUGUCGUCUACGGAAUUGUGCUUGCAUUGUAUCGCCUGACGUUUCAUCCACUCGCUCGCUUUCCUGGUUCAAAGCUUGCUGCUGCCACAAAAUGGUACGAAGCGUACUUCGACUUGGUCAAGUCGCCAGGCGGGCAGUUCAUGGUCGAAAUUGAUCGCAUGCAUGAAAAAUACGGCCCAAUCGUGCGAAUUAACCCCGAUGAGCUCCAUGUUAAAGAUGCCGAGUGGGCUGAGACCCUUUACUGUAAUUCGUCGCAUGGUGCAAGAGACAAGUACCCUCCUGCAGCCAUGAUGACCGGCACGCCAAAAGGAGUAUUUGGCACCGUCAAACAUGACGUUCAUCGCAGGAGAAGGGCCGCCAUCAACCAUUUCUUCUCGAAGAAUGCCAUCAACAAUGUUGAGCCCAUGAUCCAGGAGAUGACGUCUCGCCUAUGUCAAAACCUCUCGCAAGCUGCCGCUUCAGGCAUUGAGCUUGAAAUGCAAAGUCACUUUCUUGCCAUCACCACUGAUGUCGUCUGUCAACAUACUUUCCAGAGAAAUCUUGGCCUAUUGCAUAGUACCAAACACGCGCAUAAUUGGAAGGAGACAAUAAGAGCGAUUGCAAUCUUGACGCCAUUGGCCAAGCAAUUCACAUGGAUCAUACCGAUGGCGCUAAAAGUGCCAGUGACCUUACUCAACGCGGUCGUUCCGAGUCUUGGAAGGAUUGUCCAACUGCAUCGUGUAACCAUUCAAAAUCACUCUUCUCCUGAUAUAACAAAGCUAUCAAAGUCACAAUGGGGAACUGAUGCAGACGUCAAGGAGCAGCAAAGUACGAUUUUUCAAAGUUGCCUGAAGAGUCGCCACUUGGAUGCCGAUGAAAAGAAGCUGGAUCGUCUGGCUCAAGAAGCCUUCACAAUCAUCGUCGCUGGAGGCGAAACCACAGCUCGCGUACUAACGACGGCAACAUUCUAUAUGGUCGAACACAAAGAGAGAGUCAUCCUCAGACUGCGUGAUGAGCUUCGUUCAAUCUCGUCAGACUUCUCCAAAGAGCUGAGUUUGAAGGCGCUCGAGCAGCUUCCCUGGCUCUCUGCCAUCAUUAAAGAGUCCCUACGUAUCACCGCCUUGGUCACAUCUCGACUACCACUCAUCUCACCCGACAGUCCCUUACACUACAGAGAGUGGAUAAUCCCCGCCGGAACGCCAGUCAGCAUGAGUCUAAGAGACGUACUUCUUGACGACAGCAUCUUCAAGAACCCACAUGAAUUUCACCCCGAGCGAUGGCUCGCUGAGAACCCAAGCCUAGCGCGCAUAAGCAAGUUAUAUAUGCCCUUCGGCAGAGGGAGCCGUAUGUGUGUUGGUCUGAACCUCGCGCUGGCUGAGCUGUACCUGAUACUAGGAACUCUCUUUGACAAGUUCGAGUUCGACCUAUUUGAGACAACAAAGGAGCGUGACAUUGAUAUCGUGAGGGACUGCUUCAUCGGAGAGCCGUCUACACAGAGUCAAGGAGUGCGUGUAAAAGUCAGACUAAAUUAG